CAGCACCUCCAAUCCUAUCGUCAUCGACACAACCACACCUCGUCUACGGCCACCAAUGCAUCCGCCGUCGGUUCGGUCACCAUAUUCCGCUAGCUAACCACAUCAUGAGACAAUGUCGACCGAGCCGACACGCCCACUGCUGUUGCCACAAAAUCGCAAACUACGACAUCUACGCGGCAUUGCACUGAGGAAUCUGACCUUCUGGCGACCCCGAGGACGAACCAUUGAUGACACCGCCCUCAACAAAACACCCGCAAAGCUUGAGUCGUUGCGCAUCAAUACCCAGCUGCACCAUGCCUUGUCGUCUGAAGACCUGCGCCCGCCCACCGCUCGCCGGAGGAGUACAUACCUGGGCAAUGACAGCCCGGCCACCAGACAGAAGAGGUUCGAGGACAUCUUUGACAGCAGACUGGCCGAUGCAUUUUUCUCGCUGCAUAUCGAGGGCGAGGAGGACCCCAUAUACAUUAGCGAGGUCGAAGAACGCGCGACGAACUUUAACUUUCGAUUCUUCGAUAUCUGCGAACUUGACUCGGCCAUCACGCAGUCGCCCCAGGUGACAAUAAAGGUGUGGACAAGACGCAGCUACACGUGGACCUUAUUGCUGGAGGAUGAGGUUGACUUACGCGCCCUCAAUUGGCUGGGCAGCCUCCAAAACGUGCACUUCCCGCGAAACUGCCUCAUCUUCCACAUGGUCGACGGCAUCUACUCGCUCGAGGUGUCUGGCAAGCCCCCUCCGCCAAAGCACGCUGCGCCGGCGCCAACCUCAUCCUACAACGCGCUCAUGAGGCUCGCCACCUUGGAUAACUCGAUCCAGGACGCGCUUGCGACUCGGGAGCGCCUCACACAGCAGAUCAACGACUUUUUACGUCGCGAGGCGAAGAACGAAGUGCCAGAAGCCGAAGACAGGCUCUCUCUAACCCAGAGAUACCUUGCGCAGCAGCGGCGGGCCGUUGCACAAGUUACAAAGCGAAACGAAGACCUGAAAGCCUCCAUCGCCGCGCGCAGAGAAGCCAUCGCUCAAGGCCGCAUCGCCCAGGCCAAAGCCGCCAAAGACGUCGAAAACGCCACAGAACAGCUCACCCAGUCCCGCGCCCUCCUCGCCAAGACGCAAUCCAACAUCCGCGGCCAACGCCGCCGCAUCUGCGAAGACCUCUCCCGCAUCUACAACAUAUCCCCGAUCCCCCACGCACCACCGCUCUCCUUCCAAAUCUGCAACCUCCCCCUGCCCAACACAACCUACGACUCGACUACCUCCUCUGAAUCCCCCGUCCCACUCUCCGAAGACGCUCUAUCCGCCGCCCUGGGCCACGUCGCCCACCUUACCGACUUGCUGCAGUAUUACCUCGCCGUGCCCCUGCCCUACCCCAUCCGCGCGUUUGGCUCCCGCAGCAGCAUACGCGACGAUAUCUCGCAGCUUCCCGACCCGCAGCGCGAGUUCCCCUUGUAUGUACCCCGCAGCGGCUCUAGCGCCCAGUUCCGGUUCGAUUAUGCCUGGUUCUUGUUGAAUAAGGAUAUCGAGGCGCUGUGUGCUAGCCAGGGGUUGAAGGUGGUGGACAUUCGGCAUACGCUGCCGAAUUUGAAAUAUUUGUUGUAUGUGUGCAGUGCGGGGAGUGAGGAGGUGCCGGAGAGGAAGAGGGGUGGUGUUAGGGGGUUGUGGGCGGGCAGGAUGGGUUUGAAGGGGGUGAGUACCGGUGGUGCUGCUGGUGGAGCUGGGAUUGCGGGGAUUGCGGAUGAUGCGAGCUGUUUGGGCGCGAGCAGUCGGAGGGGAAGUGAGGCUAGUGAUGUUCUGGGAAGACAGAGGGAGCAGGUGCGGAAAGCGGUGGCCGGUCAUCCUGAGAGAAGGGAUGGAGAUGAGGCGAAUGGUGGGCUAUUCGGGGAUGGGGAGCUGAAAGUCAGUUUGAGGACGAAGGGGCUUCGGGAGAGUGCCGCGCAGUAGGGGCAUCGUGUCAGGCUUGAUGGCAGGUUGCCAAGCGAUAUUCGAAGGAUAUCGCCAACGAGGUGGUGUGUUUUGGUGGGAAGCAUGCACAGCGCAGCGGCACCUUUGCUGCUUUUUGUGUUUAGCCUCUCUUGGAUCAUCUCGGGCAACUAGUUAUCGAGUUGAUGAUUCGAAGGGAUCGAUAGAAGGACUGGACGUUGCCCCUGGACAACUUUGAAGCCUGCUCAAGGGGUUGUCACUAGCGAAUCACGAGAGCACUGUCAUAUGGCAAGUACGGAUAACACUGG
Parathielavia appendiculata is the source of this 2223-nucleotide messenger RNA. RefSeq lists its product as uncharacterized. Gene Ontology annotation, biological process: SNARE complex assembly. The transcript has 2 exons. NCBI's taxonomy places the organism in Eukaryota, Fungi, Ascomycota, Sordariomycetes, Sordariales, Chaetomiaceae. Gene Ontology annotation, molecular function: SNARE binding. The coding region runs from base 113 to 1936 and encodes 607 amino acids. Gene Ontology annotation, cellular component: lytic vacuole; endosome. The record is from RefSeq and is a predicted model, not a curated record.